This is a messenger RNA of Bradysia coprophila, 669 nucleotides long. RefSeq lists its product as uncharacterized. Lineage: Eukaryota; Metazoa; Arthropoda; Insecta; Diptera; Sciaridae. The record is from RefSeq and is a predicted model, not a curated record.
AGAACAUCGUAAAAUGUUUUCGCUCUCAAAAGUCUUCGAAUUGUAGGCAAACUAUUUUUUUUGCUUCAGUUUUCGGUGGAUCGCGUGCCAUACAUCAUAAAUUAUUGGUGGCCUUUGGUAAGCGUUAUGAUGAGUUUUGCCAUGUCAAAUUCAACGUUUGUAAAUGUUUUAAUUGUCGCAGUUUUAUCCUGUCUAAUCCGGUCGGUGGUCACAUUGAAGUGUUACCAAUGCGAAACAUCAACGAAUAAGAAUUGCACCUAUUUUUUUGACCUGUACCUUUCUGUAAAGCCACAAGAAUGUGUAGACAAUGGAUCCUUAUCGCUUAACGGCUUUUCACUCAGCUGUUUGAAAAUUCUGACUACCAAUUAUUACGGCAAAAUCGUUAAUCAUCAAGUUGUUCGUAAGUGCAUAUGGAAGCACGAAAAUCAGAACCCAUGUGCCAUACCGACAACAUUACGGCCAUAUUCAGGCCCCCGUACAGCCCAUCAAACUUGUACCGUUUGCAGUGACAAAGAUGGCUGCAACGGUGGCAGUUCAUUGACAAACUUUACAGAAUUGGUCGUUUUGGGAGCAGUGGGAGCACUGAUGAGUACCGUCGCUUUGUAUGUUCAAUGAAGUUUAUUUUAAUUUUACGCCUUUGCUAUGUACAAAUUUUACGAGAAGAUGAAA